UUUGAAAACGUUGAAAGUUGGUUGCCACAUUCAACCCGCAGAGCCACCACCAAACGGCCAAACCAAAGAAAGUCCCUGCGCGCGGUCCCGUCUUACAAAGCCAAAACACACACACAAACACACGCGCGCCUCAUACACUCUCAAACUGCAUGAUCGUUCCCGCAUUGUUACCUCGUCUUCAAUUCCCUUUUAUCUAGGGCUUUUGGUCCCCCGUGUGCGUGUAGAUCUUGCUAUCGGACCCCUGGAUCGGUCACCAUGUGGCGCUCUUUCUGGCGGUCCAUCGACCGUUUUUCUCUACAGCACUUCAAAUAUGUAAUCAAUGAACUGCGGGCGAUCAAAGUUGUGGAUCUGCGUAACAGGGAGUUGGUCAUAGAUCUACUGCAGUCUAUAGUGGAGAUAGUUACCUAUGGUGAUAGACAGGAUCCUAUGAUAUUUGAAUGUUUCAUGGAAUACCAAGUUUUAGCGGAAUUUGUUCGCUUGCUAAAGAUCAGCAAGAAUUCGAGGAUUGAGGCACCGUUGCUACAGUAUCUAAGCAUAAUGAUUCAAAAUAUGGAUAGCGAACAUGCAAUUUAUUAUUGUUUUAGCAAUGAUUAUGUUAACAACAUAAUAGCACAUAAGUACAAAUUUGAUGGUGGAGAUCUGGCUCCAUAUUAUGUAUCAUUUUUAAGGGCAGUGAGCAGCAAGAUAAACAAAGACACACUUUGCCUUCUUGUGAAGGUUCAAGAGGAUGCUGUAGUUUCAUUUCCCCUGUAUAGCGAGGCUCUUAAAUUUGCUCAUUACGAGGAAAAGAUGAUUCAGACAGCUGUACGUGCGUUAACCCUCAACAUAUACAAUGUGAGCGAUGAUAUUGUCUUUCAAUUUAUAACUACUCCUCCAGUCUCAAAGUACUUCUCAGAUGUGGUUUGUAGAUUAAGAAAGCAGUGCUUGCAUCUAGACACCUUUCUCCAAGCUAAAGAGGAAAUGUGCACUCAUGGAAGGAGAAAUGAGCUAAUUCUAGAAACUGAUAAAAUUGUAGAUGAUCUUUACUACUUUAAAGACAUACUCAGUGUCAGCGAGAAUCGUUUGGGUAGAUUUAUCACCCAAAAUCUUUUCAGCUUACUUGUCUUUCCAAUAUUGCUUCCGUUACUGCAGUUAAGGCAGCAGAUUGACGGCUUGAAUAUAUCAGAGGUCACUUCUUUGUAUAUCAUUUCUCGUCUUAUCCAAGUUAUAGGUGGAAAAAGAGUGAUAAAUGCCGUGGCUGGUGUCAUUUUAUAUCCUUAUAUGACCUCAAGUGUAGGAGGUGCUACUGAAGGGGACACAGUUGAUGUGAAUGGUAAUUCUUUUCUUAAUCAUCUGAAUGAUGUGGAUAAAUUGGUAUGUUCUCAUCCAGAUACAGAGGGAUCAGAAAAUACUAGCAACUAUAUGUUUGGGCAUUUGGCAGAGCAUGUGCCAUCUGAUUCUCAAUUCAUUGGUGGUGCUCGGAAUGAUCUCUGUAUAGAAAGGGGUGGAAUAUUUAAAUAUGUUUUUGCGGACAAUAGUCCCAGUCUGCUGCUAGCAUCUCUAUUUUUAUUACUUAUCUUAGCAGAAAGUAAAGAUCUUGAUCAUUUCCUAUUUCCAAUGAUUGGCAGAAUACAGGAUAUGACUACGCAGGCUCGUGAGUUAUCAGCUUCACAGAGAGUGGAUGAAAGUAUCUUUGUGAAAUUCAUGCCCCAGAUUUUAAAUGCAUUGUUGAAGAUUUUAGCAAGCCAACCACCGUUGUCUGUACUAAUACAAUGGCACACAGGGUGGUUCUUCCGGAAGCUACUGAUUUCUCAAGGGAACAUCCUCAGUGAUCUUAAUUUCCAACUAUUCAAUACUUCAUAUGAGCAGUCUCGUGAACGCCUUCGGAAAGAACUUGAUGGAUGCUGGUUUGAUCGUAUUCCGGAUACGUUCCAAAGUGAAUGGUCAAACUGUAGAACUGCUCUUGAGGAAUCAUCCCAAUGUAAAGAUCCCUUCUUUGCAUUAGAGCUUGCUGUUUGCCGAGAAAAGACUGACGGGGAUGCUGCUACUCUUUCUGCUUUGCAAAGGAUGGUAGAAGCUGUGAAGGUAUUCAUUCUCCAUCUUCAGCUCAAGGCUUUUAUUUUCAAAGGAGAUUUGCCUGAAAAACCCACACUGAAUACAACAACUGGUCCAACUGCUGAUUCUGGAAGAAGUCACACUUCCGAUAUUUCAUCUGCAAGCUUUGGUUCCGAUGUUUCUCUAGGAUCUGGAAUCCCUUGCAGUAUAGCAUUUUCCAAUGCAGGAAUCAGGGAUGUAUACCUGGUACCAGCAGCAAGGGGAAUAACUGGAAAAUUGCUUCUCACAGAGAAACAUCCCUUCCGUAGUCAAAGAGGAGUUGUCAUUGCUAUUGCUCCAUUGGCUGGUUUGAGUCCAAAGAUAGACAAGGACCAUCCCUCAUGGUUGCAUCUCCAGAUAAGAGAGUUCGACCCAAGAUUUGAUGCAAGUAAGGCCAGAGGCAACCACUUGAAGAUGUCCAAUCAUGUUGCAGAUGGGAGAUGGACCCUUGGUUUCCCAAACGCAAAAGCUUGUGAUAUGGCACGGCUGUUGAUACUUGAGGAAACUGGUAAACAGAGAUCCUUUGUUGAAAGCAUGCUUGCUCCACUUCUCCAGGAUGAUUUUCUUGGAAAUUUAUCAGAUAAUCAAGAUGAGUGAAGCUCUAAUGCGAGAUAUUUGAGGUUAGACAUACUAAUUUUGUUUUUGUUUUUGAAUUGUUGUAUUUUUAGUGUAUUAGAGCAUAGUCAGGGUGGAUUUCACAAUAGUGGUGUUCAUAAUUAAUAGAUCAUAAAAUGCACUGGUGGUGCAAUAGGGACAUUUCAUUAUUUAGUAUCUCAUUUUGAAGCACGCGGCAGUCAAUGCCAGUUUUGUAUAUAUGUACUUAUUUUGGAAACGUAUGCAACUAUUUUCCCAGCAAAAAGAUAAAAGAAUGUGUAAAUAAUCCUUUCCUUUUUGAGGGAGGCUAAAA
Molecule: messenger RNA, 2980 nt
Organism: Juglans regia (Persian walnut)
Lineage: Eukaryota; Viridiplantae; Streptophyta; Magnoliopsida; Fagales; Juglandaceae
Product: protein TRANSPARENT TESTA 9-like
Exons: 20
Coding region: 256-2670 (804 amino acids)
Biological process (GO): endosomal transport; endosome to lysosome transport; regulation of autophagosome maturation
Cellular component (GO): endolysosome membrane; late endosome
Source: RefSeq, a predicted model, not a curated record